Juglans regia (Persian walnut) is the source of this 968-nucleotide messenger RNA. RefSeq names its product LOB domain-containing protein 16-like. Gene Ontology annotation, cellular component: nucleus. The record is from RefSeq and is a predicted model, not a curated record. Gene Ontology annotation, biological process: positive regulation of DNA-templated transcription; hormone-mediated signaling pathway. Lineage: Eukaryota; Viridiplantae; Streptophyta; Magnoliopsida; Fagales; Juglandaceae. The transcript has 2 exons. Bases 176 to 781 code for a protein of 201 amino acids.
CCCACUUCCAUACCCAACCCCAUAACCCCCCUUAAGUUUCUCAUUUUGCACCAUUUCCCAGUGUGCUCGUGUGCCUAAAAUUUUAUAUUUCUCUGUGCCUAACAUAACAUACAGACACACACCCUCUCUCUCUCAUUCUCUUUCUUUCUUUGAUUUUCUCUCUCUGUUUUCUACCAUGGCAUCUGGGACUGGGGCUGGAACUGGCUCGCCUUGCGGGGCAUGCAAGUUUCUUAGGCGAAAGUGCGCUUCAGAUUGUAUCUUUGCGCCUUAUUUUUGCUCGGAGCAAGGCCCUGCAAGAUUUGCAGCCAUUCACAAGGUGUUUGGUGCUAGCAAUGUAUCCAAACUUUUGCUACACGUCCCGGUUCAUGAUCGGUGUGAGGCUGUUGUCACAAUUGCCUAUGAAGCUCAAGCACGGAUUAGAGACCCCGUUUAUGGAUGUGUAGCCCACAUUUUCGCCUUGCAACAGCAGGUGGCGUGCUUGCAAGCACAAUUGAUGCAAGUGAAGGCUCAGCUGGCUCAAAGCGUGAUCGAUCCGAGGAGAAUCGAGAAUCAGUGUCCAGGGAAUGGGGUGCCAGUGGUUCCAAAUUAUCCAAUUUACAUGAAUCACAUUUCCCCUCAGAGCUCACUGGAGUCAAUUAACCACAGCAAUGAUGGGAUGAACAUGCAAGAAAUACAAAGCAGAGAGGAUUGCUCAUUCCAACCUUAUUCUAAGAAAAGACCAUAUAACAAUCAUGACUUGGGUGAGCUUCAGGAACUGGCCCUCAGAAUGAUGAGGAACUAAUUCCAUAAUUUCUCUUUGAAGCGAUAUGAUCAUGUUGAUGUUGAUAAUGAGGAUGAGGAUGGUCUGUGUCCAAAUUCUGUAUAUACUAAGACUAUCUAAGAAACUUGGAAUGAGUGGUGGCCUAAAAUAGGCAUAUCCUCUUUCCUCGUUCUUUUUGUCUUCCAAUCAACAGAAUUGAUUUCAACCA